AUGGCAUGUUGCUCAUCAUUUCUUGGCAGAUUGCCAAUGGAAACGAAUGAUUUUGUCCUGAAACGGUUGCCACGUGGUGCUAGACCAUGGGCGGUCCUGGUGGGCGGAGUCAUGUGUAUGGUCACUUUUGGAAUCGUUUAUACCUGUGGCAACCUCCUUCCCUACUUGGUCUCCUAUUUCCGAUGGAAAAUGUAUCCAGACAUGAGAAUGGGCAGUUUGAUAUGGCUCCAGACAUUGCUCAGCGGCCUUCCAAUGGGUAUGGUUAUCGGUGGACUUGUGGAGCGGAAGUUCGGCGGAAGAGUUGGAGCAUUUUUCGGAGCAAUUGUUUAUACAUUUGGAGUCGGGUCCACUUUCUACUCAAUCCAACAUUCAUACGCAGCCACAUUGAUUACCAUGGGAGGAAUCGCUAGCGUUGGAAGUAGUAUCGCCUAUAGUUCAAUUCUGCCGACAGCUCAGAGGUGGCUCCCUGACAAUGUCGGCCUUGCUGGAGGUGUGAUCAUCGGUGGAUAUGGUUGUGGAGCAUUUAUCCUAUCGCCCCUUCAAACCACAUUCAUCAAUCCAUUGGACUAUCGAGUCAACGAUCAAGGAUUCUUCACUCAAGAGGAUCUUCUAGAACGUGUGCCCUAUGUUUUCAUAGUCAUGGCCAUUUUUUUCACAAUUUUCCAAUCAAUCGGCCUUAUCUUUAUCGGACAGCCAGAUGAUAACAUUGAAGUGGAGACGGAGAACUUGAUUGGAACGAAUAGUGAAAUUCGAGUCGAGCAAGCGAGAGUUUGGCCGCAAUUAAGAACUACCACCUUCCUUGUCCUAUUCCUGUCUCUUACAUGUAACGCCACGUGGGUUCAGUUGACUAGCGGAUUGUACAAAGCUUAUGGUCAGCAAUUCAUUGAUUCUGACUUCUUUUUGAGUCUCAUCGGAUCCAUUUCCUCUGUUUUCAACGCGGGAAGCAGAGUGUUUUGGGGAGCAAUUGCAGAUACGACCUCUUAUCAAUUCUCAAUGUCAAUUGUGUGCAGUUUGGGAGCUGUUCUAGCGUUUUGCUUGCCGUUAGUAAAGAUGGUUGAUAACGAUGUGUUGUUUUUGGCGACGGUUUGCUUAAUCUUUUCGUGCAUUGGUGGAACCUUCUCAAUUUUCCCUUACAUCACCCAUAAAUGUUUCAGUAAAGCCAAUUUCAGUGUGAUGUAUGGAUUCUUGCAGUGUGCAGUGAGCGUUGCUGGCCUAAUCGCCGGAUUGAUCUCCACCCAUUUACUUAACGACAUUGGAUUCGAAAAUUUGUUCAUUCUCUGCGGAUUCUUCAUGUUAACCUCUUUAUUGCUCACUUUCAUCGUCCAUAAAACCGAUUUGGCUAGAUUAAUGAUUUCAGCGGAUCAGGAGCAUUUGGAAGAAGAUGAUUAUCAGAUUUAUCAGUGA
Messenger RNA from Caenorhabditis briggsae, 1404 nucleotides. The transcript has 9 exons. Lineage: Eukaryota; Metazoa; Nematoda; Chromadorea; Rhabditida; Rhabditidae. Gene Ontology annotation, cellular component: membrane. The coding region runs from base 1 to 1404 and encodes 467 amino acids. Gene Ontology annotation, biological process: transmembrane transport. Gene Ontology annotation, molecular function: transmembrane transporter activity. The record is from RefSeq and is a predicted model, not a curated record.